AUGAAGUUCGAUUUCUCCAUUCUCGCCGCUGCCACCGCCCUCGUCGGCUCAGCCAGCGCAGCUCCCCAGAACAACAACAACAACAACAAUGGUAACUGGCAGAGCUACGCUUCGCAAGCAAGUUCUUACUGGCAAUCAGCCAACCCUACCGCCACAGGUGAUUACUCUUCGUGGGCCAAUGCCGCCUCGUCGUACUGGAACAGCGUCAGCCCCAGCGCUGCCCCUUCGCAAUGGUCAUCCUACGCCUCGGCUGCAUCCUCAUACUGGGCUUCCAACAGCGGUAGCCAGAUCACUGCCGCUCCUAGCGCGUUCCCCUGGGCUGGCGGCUACGGUCCCGGUGGCUAUGGAGGCCCCGGUGGCUGGAGAGGCGGCAAUGGCUACGGUCCGUUUGGCGGCGUCAACGGCAACGGUACAAACUCUGGCUGGGGCCCUUGGGGUCAAAGCGGUGCUUGGACUUCUGGUCCUUGGACCUCGUGGUGGGGAGGCAGCAACUGCCCUGACAGCACAUGGUCUGGCUGGACCUCUGGACCUUGGGGCACAAACGCACCCUGGACCUCUUGGUCGGGCUGCCAGGCUUCCACUACUGCCACCUCUACCGUUACCACUACUGUCUCUGGCGUCCCCACUACUUCUCUUGCCUACGGUAUCCAAGUGAAUGCCGCUACUCAGGCUUCGACCGCCUCGGGAUCGGGUAGUGCUGCCACAGCUUCGGCCACUGGCGCUGCCAACAAUGUCGGUGUCUCGGGCGCUGGCGUUGUGAUCGGAAUGCAUACAUUUCCUCCUCUUUCUCUCUUAAGACGUUCGUAUUGUCGUGACUUGGUGUCUUUUUUGACGACGCCCGAGAUGCCCAGCGUCGGGCGCAAUCUGCAGCGAGCGGUGAGCGUCUCCUAUCCUUUGACCCUCAAGCACAACGAUACGCACGUACAACAAGCCCUUCACGUUGUUAAGCUUGCUGCUCUCCAUCAACCGAAGCUGCUCGUGUCACAGCAAGCGAAAUAUCAACUCUCCGCCAGGUCGAAGGCGAGGCGACGUGACGCUUGGUCUGGCAAGCUGUCACCAGGGCACUCAACGACUGCAUUCCUCUCCAUCAAUCACAACAUUGAGAACAGCUCCUCCUCCUCCUCGAUUGCAUCACAUUUCGAACCUGUCGUCACGUCCAUCGGCAAGCAAUCGCCUUUCGUCCUUGGUUGCUGUCGCCAUUAUAGCAUGAACGCCUCCGUAAUGCUGCGCAGCCAAACCAGCCCGCCCUCUCUAAUCACAUACCACCCAUCACCGCUCCGUUCGCCGCUCAUUCACGACUCGAACCGCACGGUCUACUGCGGAGGCAGCGACCGAAUUUUGAAAGGCAGUGGAGAGAAGGAAUAUACUCAGACAUGGUUGCACGGUCGGUCUCAUCUCACGCACCCGAGCGAUGCUGGGAGUUCAUCUACGUCCCACGAGUCGGUCAGUAAAAACAGAAUGCCCAUGCGCUGGUCCGAUGAAGGCUUCGCGCCUGUUCUCUCGUCUUUCGUCGUCCUCCUUACCUCUCUUUCCCUUUCCAUGCUUUCCUACGUGCGUGACCCCUCAUUUGACUGUCUCGGCGACAACAAAGGCAAGUGCGAAACAUAUUAUUCUUCCCUUUCGUGUUGGCUCGGUCGCUCUUUUGAGGAAUGUGUUGUAUGUUUCAAACGCUUCUCAAUCCACUCCACAGCCAUGUUGUCUUUCCUCAACCUAGCCCCAGAGACCAGGAUGACUGUCUACGACUUUCUGCUCCAGUCAGCCUUCAUGAGCAACAAGCGCAUCUCCUACAUCAGCGACAAUGCCCUCCACCAGAGAGAUCCUCCAGGCGCUGUGCGCUACAAAUUGACAUUCAGGAUCCGCGAGAAUCACCUUACUCUCAAGGGCAACAAUGCCAUCAAAAAACAGAAUGUCGCUAAUGCCGAGUGCAACAUCCACCUCGCCGACAUCGACGAUCUCCUGGGCCUUGCAAACACAUGCCGCUUGCUCAGAUCAGAACUCCUGGCCCUUGCUUGGUCCAAUGCCGACAUCUCAAUCACCUCACCAGCCCUUCUAUCGGACUUGCACUACAUCUUCAUCCACCGGCUGUCCAGCAAUGCCUGCGCGUUCAUCCGCACCCUACAGAUCAAGAUCGAGGACUACGCCUGGUCAUCCAGAGACAUGAAACAAGUUGUUGGUCUCGUUCACAAUCGCCUUCCGCGACUCGAGGAACUGGUCUUGAAUUGUCCCAUCAGAGCACAACCCAGUAAAAGAAGCAUCAAACCUCGGAACGAUUCCCUGGUCGCUCUAAGAGGUCUCCCUCGAGAGGUCACUGUCAGCUUCCACUGCUGGAGGACGCAACACCGCUCUAUACUGGGCGGCAGUGGCGAUUCGAGUCCAAUGCCCAAAUGGAGCAAGAACAUGGAUGCCCACUUCAAGAACAUCAGAUAUGGACUCGAUAUGAAAAGUCAGAAGCGGAGAGAUGAGCAGGCAAGAAAGGAACAGGGCGAUCAGAUUGCGGAUAUUCUUGGGGCUACGGUCGAGCUGCGUUCCCUCGGCAUGACAUGA
Molecule: messenger RNA, 2544 nt
Organism: Aureobasidium namibiae CBS 147.97
Lineage: Eukaryota; Fungi; Ascomycota; Dothideomycetes; Dothideales; Saccotheciaceae
Exons: 6
Coding region: 1-2544 (847 amino acids)
Source: RefSeq, a predicted model, not a curated record